Marmota flaviventris (yellow-bellied marmot) is the source of this 1581-nucleotide messenger RNA. It is a transcript of the gene Muc1, whose product is annotated as mucin 1, cell surface associated. Lineage: Eukaryota; Metazoa; Chordata; Mammalia; Rodentia; Sciuridae. The record is from RefSeq and is a predicted model, not a curated record.
UCACCUGCUCCGGCUGUGCCUAGGGCGGAAGGGGGGGACUGGUAUAAAGCAGCAGGCGCCAGUGCCGCUGCAACUCACUGCAGUGCGGCUGGAGUCUGCUCUGCCCCCUCCCCACCAGUUCAACACCACCAUGACACCUGGCAUCCAGUCCCCCUUCUUCCUGCUGCUGCUUCUCCCAGUGCUUCCAGGACAGAAUAGCGUUACCUUAUCUCAAGUCUCCAACACUGCCCCAAACUCGGCCAAUUCUGUGAUCACUGCAACUCCAAGCAGCAGAUCUCCAUCAGGCUCUGCCGCCACCCCAGCACACCAUGCAUCUGGGACCACUGGGGCUCCAAGCAGCUCAGCCUCCACCCCAGCCCAUCAUGGCACCUCAUCUGGAACCAAUGGGGCUCCAAGCAGCUCAGCCUCCACCCCAGCCCACAAUGACACUUUAGCCCCAACUGCGGGGACUUCAUCAGUCUCAGCUGCCACUUCAGUACACAGUGGCACUUCUACUAUGGCUACUACAACCCUACUCGACAAGGGUACUAAAUCCUCAGUUUCCAGCCAGCCGUCUGACAUUUCUACCACCGCUGCCAACAUGAGCAACAGUACUGUUGCCAGUAGCAAUAGCCAUAGCACGGUGCCUCCCUCCACCUCCUGCAAUCAUAGUUCUCCUUCCCAGGUGUAUGUUAGGGUCUCUUUCUUCUCCCUGUCUUUUUACAUUUUAAACCUCAAGUUUAAUUCUUCCCUGGAAAACCCUAGAACCAACUACUAUCAAGAACUGCAGAGGAACAUUUCUGAAUUGGUUUUGCAGGUUUAUAAACAAGAUGGUUUUCUGGGCCUCUUUAAUAUCAUGUUCAGACCAGGAUCUGUGGUGGUAGAACUGACUCUCGUCUUCCGGGAGGGUACCACCAAUGCCAAAGAAGUGAUGUCACAGUUUUAUCAGCUCAAAGAGGAAGGAUCGAAUUAUAACCUGAACAUCUCAAGAAUCAAGGCGAAUGAGGUGCUGUUUCCUUCCUCUGCCCAGUCUGGGUCUGGGGUACCAGGCUGGGGCAUUGCCCUGCUGGUGCUGGUCUGUGUUCUACUUGCGUUGGCCAUCUUAUAUCUCAUUGCCUUGGCGGUGUGUCGGUGUCGCCAAAAGAACUAUGGGCAUCUGGAUAUCUUUCCAUCCCGGGAAACCUACCAUCCUAUGAGUGAAUACCCCACUUAUCACACCCAUGGGCGCUAUAUGCCCCCUGGAAGUACCAACCGUAGCCCCUAUGAGGAGGUGUCUGCAGGCAAUGGCGGAGGCAGCCUCUCUUACACGAACCCAGCAGUGGCAGCCACUUCUGCCAACUUGUAGGGACAGGUCACCUGCUCAGCGCUCAGCUGCCAGAAGUGCCUCAGGUUCUUCACUGCCAGAGCCCCUCUCUCCCAAUCUGGGCUGAUGAGCUGGGAAUUCCGGUGGGCUGCUCACAGCCUCCCUCAGAGGCUUUACCAAGCCCCCUAACCCAUCUUAGCCUGGUGAAGCCCAGCUGUGCCCCGGGGGAUAUGCCUGGGACAGUGGGGCCCUGGUAGCUCUCAGGAGGAUUGGCCUAGAAAUUCUGGCAAUGGAGGUGA